AUGCCAUCAGAUCAUUUCCCUGCUCCUAAUGGGAUGCUCCCUUACUGGCGCACGGAGCCCCAUCGACUUGACAAUUAUCGGUCCACAGAAGCUCUGCCGAAGGAAAGUGAUAUCAUCAUCGUGGGUGCUGGUUAUGCAGGCUCAUCUGUCGCAUAUCAUAUCCUCGAUCAAAUCAAGCCUGGAUCUAAGCCACCUUCGAUCACUAUUCUGGAGGCCCGACAGGCAUGUUCUGGAGCGACAGCUCGGAAUGGAGGUCAUAUGAAACCUGAUAUCUAUAACUUUGUCGCUACCCUUGAAGCAGAGUAUGGCGUCGAGGCUGCGGCAGAAGUUGCCGUAUUUGAAGCGAGACAUGUUCAUGCCGUCAAGGACUUUGUUGAUAAGGAAAGGAUUGACUGCGAUUAUACAGUCACAAAAGCGAUCGAUGUGCAGUUAUGUUCAGGUCAUUUUCAAAAGCUUAAGAGCGGAUAUGAACGGUUAGUCUCGAAUGGGUUUGAACCAACUAAGCCAGCUCGCUUUGUGAAUGCUGAGGACGCUGAAUCUUUCUCGGGUGUCAAAGGCGCAGUUGGCUGUGUUACGUAUGAUGCCUCAAGUAUCUGGGCUUACAAGUUCGUGCUGCAUCUCCUGGAAAAAGUAGUCUCGCAAGGCGUGAAUCUGCAGACUCAUACACCAGUGUCUAAGAUCACGAAGUCGACCAAUGAGUCUGCGUCUUCAUCUCAUUGGCAAGUGGAGACUCCGCGCGGCACUAUCACGGCACAGAAGGUGAUCCUUGCGACUAAUGCCUAUACCUCCGCUCUCGCCCCGCAAUACCAGAACAAGAUCAUUCCCGUCAGGGGGACGUGUUGUCGAAUUGCUGUUCCUCCCGCAUCGACAGUCCCUCGCUUGACUUGUACCUAUACACUGCGGUGGAAUGGUUGGGACUAUGAUUAUUUGAUCCCGCGUGCUGAUCGGAGCAUCGUGGUCGGGGGUGCCCGGACGGCUUUCAUCCAUGACUUGAACAACUGGUACAAUGUCAGUGACGAUAGUCGUGUUUUAGAGGGUGCUGUGCGUUAUUUCGAUGGGUAUAUGCAGAGGACUUUCGUGGGGUGGGAGGAUAGUAAUGCGUACACCGAUCGGGUGUGGACUGGAAUUAUGGGAUAUUCGUCGGAUGGAUUACCGCAUAUUGGGGCUGUUCCCGGACAACAAGACGAAUAUAUUCUGGCUGGAUUUACGGGUCACGGGAUGCCGCAGAUCUUUUUGGCUGCGGAAGGGAUUGCGAAAAUGGUGGUUGGUGAUGUGGCAUUCGAAGAGACUGGCCUGCCCCGGCUAUUCAAGACGAGCCAGUCGAGACUUGACAAGCAGGAAAAUAAGAUAUUGAGUAGCGCGCCUGAAGGUGGGUCAUCGCUGGCCAAGCUGUGA
Penicillium subrubescens is the source of this 1395-nucleotide messenger RNA. RefSeq names its product NAD(P)/FAD-dependent oxidoreductase. The record is from RefSeq and is a predicted model, not a curated record. The coding region runs from base 1 to 1395 and encodes 464 amino acids. Gene Ontology annotation, cellular component: cytoplasm. NCBI's taxonomy places the organism in Eukaryota, Fungi, Ascomycota, Eurotiomycetes, Eurotiales, Aspergillaceae. The transcript has 4 exons. Gene Ontology annotation, molecular function: oxidoreductase activity.